AUGACGCGAGCAUCCGCACCGCCAAACCUGCUGCAACUGCAAAAGGCGGACACAGCCUCCGCCCGCGUUGCGGCCUUGCGAACACUGAAGAACGAAUUGAUAGGCCACGAUCAGAGAAAAGAACACUAUAUAGUGGCCGGUAUUGUCCCUUUGCUGGCCCAACAGCUUGCAUCGCAAUGGCCUGGGCCAACGGGGGAAUCCAGCGAUGGCCUGGCUCCGGCGAGGACGGACCAGAACUCGGAUGAGCUUGAGGUCUACCUGCAAACCAUUUAUGUGGUGGGGAGCCUAGCGCAAGGUGGUCCAACUUUUCUUGCCCCGAUUUUCGCUAGCGAUAUCCUUCCAAAUCUUCUUGCGACGCUCUCUUCGCCAGACUGCCCGCCAUCUUUCCGCCUUCCUAUCCUUCGACUCCUCAACACAAUUGCAGACAGGAUUCCGCUGCUGAGCCAAGAUCAGGGCCCGCAAGACACACGUCUGGCCGAUCUUGUGUUUGCCUCGGAGCCAAUCGGCGCAAUUAGAAGAAUAAUCGCGCAAGAUUACGCCAACCAUGGCAGUCAGGCCUGUAUUGAGCUAGCUGCGGCAUUGAUCGGUAAGUUAUGCACCGAAGAAGCACAUAAAACUACACUUGCGGAAAAUGGGGUGCUGGAUGCCCUUUCUAUCAAGGUUGCUUCUUUCGUGGUUGCUCAAGGAUAUGUUUUGCCUGGUGCCGAAAACUAUGUCCAGGAGCCCGGUGCCUUGGGUCAGAUGCCUCCCCCGGCCCCGGAAUCAGCGCGGUUGGCGCCAAUUCUCCGUGCAGUCACCGUAAUCAUCGAGCAGUCAAAGUGGCGGGCAGGGCACUUCCUUUCUUCGCCGGGCUUAGUGACAGUAUUCCCCAAACAAGACCCUGGAUUUGCGGCAUCAGACAUAAAGAGGGGCCCUUGGGGUGGAACGUAUCUGUCAGGGUCUGCUGUACCGCGCAACUCUGGGACAAAUCCAGUGGAUAUGCUUUUGCCUUCUGUCCCGCUUGCGAACACGAGGUCGCCGGGCUCAUCGGACUUCCCGCCCUUGAUCGGAAGCAUCUCACCCCAGCAUGGACGCCAUAGCCAGUCUCGCACCAGCCCUUCGUUUCCAAUUCAGCCGGCCGCAGAAGACGAUGAAAACUCGGUCAUUCCUUGGCUUUUAUGUCUGGUCCGCUCAGAGAGUGGUAUGCUCCGCUUGAUGGCUGCUCGGCUUGUGACGGCAUUGUUCCGGCUGGGUCUUGCGAAAAAGCACCGAGUCCCUAUGUUCAGUUACUUGCUGGUUCCAAUCCUCCUCCGUAUGCUCGACAAGGACUUUGAGCUAAUGGAUGAACCUGUCUCCUUUGGCGAUGGGCUUAUUACACCAACGCAGCGCUUGAAGGAAGAGGCGCCCGCUGUCUUAGCCAAUCUAGUCAUGGACGACCAGGAGCUACAAAGGCACGCGGUGGAGGGUAACGCCUUGAAGAGAUUGUCACAGCUUCUGAAAGAAACCUAUAACCCAGUUCCCGAGUGCCAGCGCCCAAUGUGGUUCUCGGAAGGGGAUAGUACCCCCCAGAUUAAUGAAUCCACGUCCCCAGAGUGUCGAAUCGGGCCACCCGGAUACUCACCUUCACUAUGCCAUGUGAUGCGGUACCGGGAAAAUAUUCUUAAGGCGCUGGCCGCAUUAGUGCCAUUCAAAGAUGAAUAUCGGAAAUCGCUCUGCGAAUAUGGCGUGGUACCCUACAUCAUUGAUUCUCUCAAGCCGCGGCCCAGAGACGCACCCAUUGAUCCUACGUCUAUGCCAAAGAACUCCGCCGCGGAUGGGAACCCAACCCCGACUCUUUUGGCUGCAUGUGGGGCAGCCCGUAUGCUCACUAGGUCAGUCAGCGUGCUUCGAACAAGUCUCAUUGAUGGGGGAGUAGCUCAACCGCUAUUUACCCUCUUGAAGCAUCCAGAUCUGGAUGUCCAAAUUGCAGCCACUGCAGCAAUUUGUAACUUAGCCCUGGACUUCAGCCCAAUGAAGGAGGCAAUCAUUACUAGCAACAUUAUCCCAAUUCUGUGUGAAAAUGCACACUCGCCUAACAUCAAGCUGCGGAUCGAGUCAUUAUGGGCUUUAAAGCAUGUUGUGUACAAUAGUGGAAACGACAUCAAAAUGAGGGUAGUUGAUGCUCUGAGUCCAACCUGGCUCCACCAGGUGAUGACCCAAGAUCCCGUGAACGCCCUCGCCCGCCGUGGUCAGGACGACGAAAUGGACCAGAGUACCGAGAUUGCGAUGGGCCGCGCCAACUCGGCCGGCGAACAAGUCGAUAUCCUCAAUCCGGUUGAGGACACGAACGAUUCCGCCGGAGAUACCAAGAUGGAUGACGGCACGCCGUCUUCGAAGGUAACACUUGACAAGUUCUUCCCCGAUGCUCGGCGGCAACGCAAACUCGUUCUUCAUGGUAAUCUUGAGCAGAGUACCCAAUCCCGGCAAGAUGAUAUUGCUGUGCAAGAGCAGACAUUCGACCUCAUCCGAAACAUCAUUUGUGGAACGGGAGCCGCCGAAAUGAUCGACUACCUGUUCGACAAGAUCGGACAGGACGCCAUGCUCGACGCGCUGGCGGAUAACCUGCGUCCUCGUUCGAUCCCGCUUCCACCCCACCGUGACCCGUCAAGCCGGGCUAUACAGGUCCCGCGCGAGAUCCUCGUCGCUGUGACUGCCGUCCUGGUUCACAUUGCUGCCGGCACCCCGCGCCAUCGCCAAGUCCUGAUGUCCCACGGGGAUCUCCUCUGGUCGCUGAAGAGCUACUUUGAUCACCCCUCGCGUGACGUACGGGUGAGCUGUGUGUGGCUUGUGAUCAACCUUAUUUACGAGGAAGAUACCACGGAUUUUGAAGGCUGUCGCGAGCGGGCAAUCAAGCUCAAGUCCCUGGGAAUCGGAGAGCGGUUGUCUAGCUUAGCAGAGGACCCGGAUCUGGAUAUCAAAGAGCGCACCAAGACGGCUGUGCAUCUUCUGAACAAAUUCGGCUGA
Molecule: messenger RNA, 2982 nt
Organism: Penicillium chermesinum
Lineage: Eukaryota; Fungi; Ascomycota; Eurotiomycetes; Eurotiales; Aspergillaceae
Product: armadillo repeat protein
Exons: 3
Coding region: 1-2982 (993 amino acids)
Biological process (GO): proteasome-mediated ubiquitin-dependent protein catabolic process
Cellular component (GO): GID complex
Molecular function (GO): protein binding
Source: RefSeq, a predicted model, not a curated record